Molecule: messenger RNA, 1434 nt
Organism: Drosophila novamexicana
Lineage: Eukaryota; Metazoa; Arthropoda; Insecta; Diptera; Drosophilidae
Exons: 2
Coding region: 145-936 (263 amino acids)
Source: RefSeq, a predicted model, not a curated record
CGAGAUCGUUUGGUGAAACGUGCCUCAAUUGAAAUAAUGCUCAGAAACUGGAAAAUUGAGUAGUGAAAUUGUUCCGUUCCCCACGCCCACCAAAGCUACACACAUAUAUAUACAAUCAAGUGAACACAUGCUGGAAUUGUGAUCAUGGAAGCGAACACUCUGAAUAGAGCUGAACCCACCGGCGGCAGCAGCAGCAGCAGCAGCAACUGGUGCUGCAUCAUGGACAAGCUGCCCAAGGCAGCGGUGGCCAUCGGGGAUGGGCCGGCGCCCACCCAGCCAACGAAGCUGUUCGAAUGGCUGUGCGCGAAGAAUCUGCCGCAGCUGGAGGAUGAAACGCCGCCGAUCGGCUUCUAUGAGGUGCUGGAGCAUGCGGAGAUCGCGUUCCAUUGCACGCGCUGCGACAAGCUGAUGAUCAGCCUGGAUGCACAGUUGCUGCAGCGGACCAUCGGUACCCAGACACAGAUACGUGCCCAACUGCAGGCCGAAACACAGACGCUACGGACACAGCUAGCGCACGGGCAACAUGCACAGACCCAGACCCACAGACAGAUCCAGGGGCAGGCCGACAGCGAGACACAGACGCAGACGCAGGCUACCAACCAGGAGACGCUGUUGUUGCCAGUGCAGCUGAUGGGCAGCGCCAGUGUGCCGCAGCAGCGAUCCGUGCUCGACGCAUUCCAGGAUGUGUGGCAGCUGCGCCUGCGCGGACGCUCGCUCUGGUCGCUGCUAAAGACGCUCCUGGUGCUCAUCUCGCUGCUGCACGGCUGUUAUGUGCUGGGCGGCAGCCUGCAGCGGUUGCCCGUAUUGCGGCGCCUGGUCCUGACGGCGCAGGCGAUAUGCCAGCCGCCGCCGCCGCCGCCGCCCCAGCCGCGCACCCUGCCCGCCUUCAUUUGGAGCCAGCUGUGCCGCUUGGCCCGUAAGCUGCGCAUCGUCUGACCGCGCUGCGCUCCUGUACAUCUGCGCACCGGCAGAUUGUCUGUUUGAAUAGUUGCCUGCGUCUGCUCUUUAUACUUUUACUACUUCUCCUGCCCCUCCGUCUACUCCUACUCCUCCUCCUCCACCAUCUACUUCUACUUCGUUUAUUUUGUGCUAUUUAUAAAACGGGGCGUACGCUAUUUUAAGCAACACAGGCCCGUUCCCGGAGCCGGGCUUGCGAGAUAGCGUCGACAUAGGUAAAGCCACUUGUUUGAUGUGUUCCUGUUGCCACAGUUGGUAUUUGUGUGUGUGUGUUGUUCCAGACAAAAGACAACAAUAGCCGAGACCUAGAUUACACCCAGCCGAACAAAAUAUCUGAAUUUAGAAAUUUUCAUUGUGUAGCCGGGGACGGCGUUGAUAACGACUUGGACGGCAACUCAAAUUUAAGGUCAAUACUUGUAGCAUCAACCAAUGCAAAGUAUACAUAUAUGUUCAAAAAAAAACAAACACAAUAAAUGC